Molecule: messenger RNA, 1821 nt
Organism: Perca flavescens (yellow perch)
Lineage: Eukaryota; Metazoa; Chordata; Actinopteri; Perciformes; Percidae
Product: homeodomain-interacting protein kinase 2-like
Exons: 11
Coding region: 174-1736 (520 amino acids)
Biological process (GO): smoothened signaling pathway; peptidyl-serine phosphorylation; peptidyl-threonine phosphorylation
Cellular component (GO): PML body; nucleus; cytoplasm
Molecular function (GO): transcription coactivator activity; protein tyrosine kinase activity; protein serine/threonine kinase activity
Source: RefSeq, a predicted model, not a curated record
CUUGAAGACAACCCUGAACAUGUUAUUGCUCAUUAACUUGAAGACAAACCUGAACCUUUUUUGGCUAGUGACAGUCAUUUUACACUGAAAUCCAAUUCCAAACAUCACUAACAUCAAGUGAUUUUUGGACAUCUGGUGUAAUAAUAAAUCAACAACAGAUUUCAUCUGGCACCAUGGACUUUCAGGUCUCUGUAGGAGACCUGAUCUCCUCCUCUUCCUCCCAGUAUGAGGUGCAGGAACUCCUGGGUUGUGGUUCCUUCGGAGCGGUCACCCAGUGCAGGAAGGUAGCUACCAAUGAAAUGGUGGCUUUAAAAAUCCACAAAGACAAGGCACUCAUUGAGGAGGCAAAAGAAGAGGCGGCGAUCCUUCAUAUUCUAAAAGAGCUUGGCUCAGACCAAUUCAACAUUGUCAUAUGGCACAACUCCUUCACCUUUGAGGGACGUUGUUAUCUCGAGUUCGAAAAACUGGACAUAAGCCUGGCAGAAUUUCUGCGGAGGAGCCCUUCCAAGUCUCUUGAGUUGACCAAUGUCCGCCCUGUUGUGCAGCAGCUGGCUACCGCUUUGGACUUUCUGAAGAGCACAGGCAUCGCUCAUUCAGAUCUGAAGCCUGAUAACAUUAUGAUGGUGGACCAUUUACGGCAGCCAUUGCGAGUUAAGGUCAUUGACUUUGGCUUAGCCCUCAACCAUCCAGAAAAAUGGACGGGUGUGACUCUACAGACCCUGUGGUAUAGAUCUCCAGAGAUCCUGCUGGGAGCUCCCUUCAAUGAGGCCAUAGACGUAUGGUCUCUGGGCUGCAUUGCAGCCGAAAUGCUUAUGGGCACUGUACUCUUCCCCGGCUGUGAUAGCUAUGAUAUGGUGAGGCAUAUCUACCUCACUGUUGGAAAGGCACCGGACCAUCUUCUGAAUGCCGGCAUGUACACGAGACAGUACUUUCGCCCAAAUUACCACAUUUUGGAACCCCCUUUUUGGACAUUUAUGUCUUCACUUGAAAAGAAGCACUAUACUUUCACCCCAUGCACAAUUAAAAGCCUGAGUGAUGUCAUGAAGGCGUCCGCCAACCUCUCAGCACAAGAUGCCAGUGCUCGUGAAUGUGACAGGGUGAGCUUUGUUGACCUAUUAACAAAGCUACUGGAUGUGGAUGCUUGGCAAAGAAUCAAACCAAGCCAAAUUCUUCAACAUCCGUUUAUAACCAUGAGCCACCUUGUUGGUAUAAUGGACAACAGCCUCCAUGUGAAAAAGUGUGUGGAGGUGAUGAGCUUGUGUCAGGAUCUGAGCUUGUGUGGUGGCAAGAAUGUGGCGAAGAAGGACAUCUCCGACAGCACUGCCAAGGAGCAACCUUCCCUCCAGAGGGCUGUCAUCAGUGGGGACAGCGCUCCUCCAAAGAAGAGGAAAGGGGAUGGUGAUGAGGACUCAGAGUGUGGCAACAGAAGCCCAGCAAAGAAAAGGAGGAGUAAAGGCUUGGAUGCAGCAGAGAAAGAUGCACAGAUCAGCCCAAAAAAGUCACGUCUGCCUAAAAGGAAGAGGGAUGAAGCGGCUGUAUCCGUGACAUCAGACAUCAGCUUCCCAACAAAAAGGAAUGUAAAACUGGAAAAAGAGCUGAAACUACUGAGCAACACAACAAGGCCCGGUCCAGCUCUAUGCAGAAGAGGAGGGCCGAUGAGGAGGCUUCCAGUUCAGAUAAAGAAAAAACCCUUCCCGCACAAGAGGAGGAGGGGAAGUCUGAAUGGAGGAGAGUGAACCCACCGAUAAGUUCACUUAAGGUCAUGUGUUUUAUUUCAUCUCAUUAUAAAGCACUUUGGUCAACGUCUGUUGCUUAAAUGUG